Akanthomyces muscarius is the source of this 1431-nucleotide messenger RNA. RefSeq lists its product as uncharacterized. Lineage: Eukaryota; Fungi; Ascomycota; Sordariomycetes; Hypocreales; Cordycipitaceae. The coding region runs from base 1 to 1431 and encodes 476 amino acids. The record is from RefSeq and is a predicted model, not a curated record. The transcript has a single exon. Gene Ontology annotation, biological process: sphingosine biosynthetic process. Gene Ontology annotation, cellular component: cytoplasm; membrane; intracellular membrane-bounded organelle.
AUGAGUGACCCCUCCUCCGUCCUCGUCUACGCCGAGGAGCUCACCUUUGACGACGAUGCCGGCACCCUGAGCGCCAACCUCCCUGAUACCGCAUCCUCGGAGAACCCCCCUCUCACAGUCAACCAGAUCAUCGCCAUCCUAUCGCCGUCACCGAGCGCGCAGCCCGUCGUCCUCGGCCUCAUCGAAGACGCCGACAACCAGGACGCUCCUUUACAGCUCGUCGCCAUCCAGACCUCCGGGGACAUCCCAGCGCAGCUCGCCUCAGUGCCGCGCGUCGCCCAGCUACCAACCCAUCUCGCCCACACCGCCAGUGUCGACUAUGUGCUGUCGACAAAAGCGGGCACAGGCCGCGCUGUGCCCUUCUGGGAAGCGGUGCUGCGGCCGCUGCUGCGUUUCGUUGCGCAGUCCCUCUCCCAAGACACGGAGCCGGGCCGCGUGGUGGUGACGGACAGCGACGACAGCGUCCGCGAGUACGCGCGCGGCGAGCAUAUCGCUGCCGCCUUGACGCCGCGCACCAUUGUGCUGCUCAGCGGCGACGGCGGCGUCGUGGACCUGCUCAACUCGUCGACGCCCGAUGCGGAGAGCACGCCGCUGCCGACAAUCGUCCUGAUACCGCUGGGCACGGGCAAUGCGCUCUUCAACUCGCUCCACAAGCCGCUCCUCACCGGCCCGUCCGAGCUGGUCCUCGCGCUGCGGACGCUGCUAGGCGGCGUGGCCACGCCGCUGCCCAUGUUCAAGGCCUCGUUCCCGCCCGGAUCGCGCACCGUCAAGUACUCGAGCAGGGACACGGCCGCAGAGACGCCCAGCGACGUCGCCGCCGCCGAGGCGCAGCUGCACCGCCAAGAGACCGAGGUCGGCGCCCUGUACGGCGGCAUCGUCGCGAGCUACGGCUUCCACGCCAGCAUCGUCUACGAGAGCGACACGCCCGCGUACCGGGCGCACGGCGCCGCGCGCUUCGGCAUGGUCGCGCAGGAGCUCCUCAAGACGUCGCACCCGUACACCGCGCAGAUUGCCAUCCGGCGGGCCGGCGGCGACGGGCUGGAGCGCAUCCCGCGCGACACGCACGCGUACGUGCUCAGCACGCUGGUGUCGAACCUGGAGCGGACCUUUACCAUCUCGCCCAAGAGCAGGCCGCUGGACGGCCAGCUGCGGCUGGUGCACUUUGCGCCGCUGGGGCCCGAGCGCACCAUGGAGGCCAUGAUGAAGGCGUACGACGACGGCAAGCACGUGGACGUCGCGUGGGACGACGGCCAGCGCAUCCACUACGACGACAUUGACGAGAUUACAAUUCAGGUGGAUGACGAGGACGAGCGGUGGAGGAAGGCGUGCAUCGAUGGCACGAUUGUCGAUAUCCCCAAGGGCGGCACGGUUCGUGUGCAGAGGGAGGAAAAAGAUCGGUUCAACAUUGUGGUGGAUUCACGCGUCAUUUAG